AAAGGAGACCAGGACAAAGUCUACAAUGGGUGUACAACAAGUUUCUGGAGUUACUAGGACGGACUACAACAUGCAGCGCGCAGUCACGACGAACGAUCCAUUAAAUGGCACAGGUAUGGCACAUGUAAGACAAACAAUCAGCUGCGACGCCGGCAGGUCGUACCGGAUCGCGGCACUCGAGUGUCACCCCAUCCAAUUCAAAGUCGGGACAAUCAGCCGGAAUGACUAAAUGGCAGCCAAUUAUUACAAGGCUGUCUUCGGUGGGUGGUGUCGCGCGUGUAAGGCCAUUGAAUGCGCCGGUCAAUGGUGACGUAGUAGACUCUCCUGCAGCGAGAGCCCCUACGGCUGACAUGGGCCGCGCCGAGCUGCCCAUGAAGCAGCAGGACCCGGAACAGGAACCCGCUGCCGAUAAACUUGCUAAAGAGACGCGAGCGAGAGGCACGCCUGCCAAAGAUACUCCCGCAAAUAAGCGUGCCCGACCGAAAUAUGCUGGAGAGAAGGAUUCUGGUCAGGAGAUCGAAGAAAACAUACAUGAGAUCAAGUCGCUUACGGCACACAAAGUUUCAGAGCAAAAUCUUGGCCGAAUCCUACUCCAAGUGAAUUGGCUUGAUGACCCCGGGGCUACCUGGGAGCUGGAGGAGGAAAUCCAGGACGGCGCGUCAGAAACAUUGUUUGACUACUGGAAGAAACAGGGCGGACGAGAUUCAGCGCUGUUCGACAAGGGUUCAACACCGUUGAUGCCUUAUAGAAAGUACUGGGUUUACAAGAUUCUGGAGCAUAAGAGAGAACAAUCGGCCUUCAAGUUCAAAAUUCAGUGGGUGGGAUAUCCGAGUGACGAAGCAAAUAUUACCUGGGAAAACGAAUUGAAACUGAAGAAUUGCGCCAAGGAGUUACUCGACGAGUACUGGGCAUCUAAGGGUGGUCGGGAUCAAUUCCUCAUAAAGCGUCGCAAGGGCAAGCACAGUUUAGACAGCUACUAACGAUCCACCUGACAGUUAUUCCUAUACGUUGUUGAUUUUAAAGGCAUGUGAGUUUGGGAUUCUAAACUGUGUCUCUGUGGCAGAUCAGUGCAACGCACACGAGCAGAAUGCGAAGGAAUUAGUCGAAAGAAGUACUAAGAAAGAGAGCGGUAG
This is a messenger RNA of Truncatella angustata, 1133 nucleotides long. RefSeq lists its product as uncharacterized. NCBI's taxonomy places the organism in Eukaryota, Fungi, Ascomycota, Sordariomycetes, Amphisphaeriales, Sporocadaceae. The transcript is spliced from 4 exons. The coding region runs from base 222 to 980 and encodes 252 amino acids. The record is from RefSeq and is a predicted model, not a curated record.